AUGCGCGCCGCCGCUCCCUCGCUCCGAUCAGCGAUCGACACGCCCCCUAGAGAGCGCGACCGACUCCCCUCGCGCGCUCGCGCGCGCGCCCCCGCGUUCCUCGCUCCCCCGCGCGCCCCCCGCGCGCGCUCCCGCGCUCGCCCCCCCCCCCUUCGCGCGCGCGCGCUCGUCGCCACCCCGCGGCACGCGCGCCCCGCGUCGCCUCGCGUCGCUCGCGCGACCCUCGCUCGCGAUCCAUGUUCGCGCCCACACGCUCGCUUGAUGCGCGAGCGCGCGCCCUCCCUCUCCCGCUCUCGCCCCAGCGCCGCGCACUGGACGCGCGCUCUUGCUCAUCCCCAGCGCUCGCGCGCGCUCACGCGCGCGCGCGCGCCCCCCGCGCUAUCACGCCGCGCGCGCCCAGUCCGCGCUCCGCGACUCGCCACCCGCGCCGCUCUCCGCCCCGCGCGCUCGCUCUCGCGCCUCCGCUCUGCUCUCCGCGCGCCCAUCUCGCGACCCCUCGUCUCGCCUCUAGCGCUCUGCCGCGUCGCCCGCGCGCGCUCGCGCGCGCCCGCUCCUGAAGCUGACGCACCGCGCGCGCGUUCUCCCCGUGCCUCUUCGCCCCUCUCGCCUGCUCGCGGCGCUCGCGCUCGCGUCCUCUCCCUCUCUUCCUCGUCGCCACCCCUACCCCAGCGCUCGCGCUACUCUACUUCUUUCGCCUCUGCCCCCCCUCGCUCAGCCGCGCGACCUCGCCUCGUCGCGCCCAGCGCUCUCGAGAGCUCGCGCGCGCCUCGCUUGGAUCGCGCGCGCGCACCCUUCUCCUGCGCGCCCGCCUCGCUCGACGCAGAGCGAGCGAGAUGA
Molecule: messenger RNA, 837 nt
Organism: Knipowitschia caucasica
Lineage: Eukaryota; Metazoa; Chordata; Actinopteri; Gobiiformes; Gobiidae
Source: the annotation of a GenBank genome assembly